Messenger RNA from Adineta steineri, 990 nucleotides. Lineage: Eukaryota; Metazoa; Rotifera; Eurotatoria; Adinetida; Adinetidae. The record is from the annotation of a GenBank genome assembly.
AUGUCUAGAUUUCAUCCGUUAGAUUUUCGCCUGAUGGCAAUGUCCCAGUUUCAGAUUUUGACAUUGUUAUGCCAAACAGCAGUAUGGACUAUUGGUAGUGAUCUCAAUCAAUUUCUGACUCAACAACUGGCUACCAGUCAAGCUGUAUCACGUGAGGUAUUCGAGGCUCAAGUUGUAGCACUUGUCGAACAAAUGCAAACCACAACAGUAGCAAAUGUGAAAUACACCGAUCAGCUAGUAUCCCUGGUUAUUCUCAACAGUGGAAUUAUGUCAGCUUUGAAUACCAACUCUUACCUCAUCAAUAAUCCAUUAGUGUUGAAUUACAACAUUCUACAUGGAAACUAUCCGGUUGGAAAUUAUAUUAUCAGCAACGCGUCGAAUCUGAAUAACAUCUAUUGCACUUGCGCAUACCAGUCAAACUGUACUUUUCAAGCUGGUUAUUACAACUACUCGAUUCGUCCAGGAAUCAAUGACAACUCCGUAUAUCAGCCCUCGCCACCACCUAUGUUUAUUGUGCCAGGUAUGUUGGUUGGAUGCUUGCCUCAUGAUGCAAUGCUUCUGUCGACACUGGAAUGUUUCUACAAUCGUUCAUGUCUCGAUCUCAUUGGUGUCUCACAAGCGAUCAUCCCACUCAACGUGACUGCUCCAUCUCGCUUUCGAGUCAAUACAACCGUAAAUACGAUGUUCGAACAACGCUUCGUUGAAACGUGUCAAAAUUCGAGUAAUUUCACUAGUUACUACAAUGCAUGCCAUCCAAAAGCGUGUUCCUACAACUAUGCACAACGUGGUAAUUUUCUUUAUGCACUGACGAUUCUGGUCAGCCUCAUUGGUGGUCUUACAACAAUACUCGGUAUUUUUGUGCCUCUUCUCGUACAAUUCUUUCGUCAUUUACUAGCUAAAUGCCGAGGUGAAGCAAUUCCUACAAUAGAGAAUAAUCCUGAAGGUAGGUGGCUUUUUUUACUUUUUCUAAUUUAUUUCACAUUUAUGUAA